CCUAUUCAAUACUCAAAGACCAAAUUCCAACUGGAGGAGAAAAAAAUCAAUUCUCCUCCAAUUUCAUCAAUCCAAAUGGGAACCUAUUUUUGUAUUCCCUUUUUCACAAUUCUCAUCCAAUUAAUGGCUACUACUGUAAAACCCCAGCCCAUAUGUCCUGGAACUGAUCCUACACUUAAUUAUCUUCCGGUCAUUGGAAUUGUUAGUCAUCCUGGUGAUGGAGCUUCAGGCCGCCUGAAUAAUGCUAGUGAUGUCUCUUACAUAGCUGCUUCUUAUGUCAAGUUAGCUGAAAUGGCUGGUGCUAGAGUUAUUCCACUUGUAUAUACUGAGCCUCCUGAAGUUCUCAAUCAAAAACUUAAUCUAGUCAGUGGUGUUAUCUUCACUGGAGGGCGGGUCAAGGAUGGUCUCUACUUUGAAGUUGUUAAAGGAAUAUUCAAGAAAGUUCUGGAGAAGAAUGAUGCAGGCGAGCAUUUUCCUCUUCUUGCCAUCUGCUUGGGUUUUGAACUUUUAACAAUGAUCAUCUCCAAGGACAAUAACAUUCUCGAGGAAUUCAGUGCGUCGCAUCAAGCGUCUACAUUACAAUUUGUAGAAAAUAUAAAAUUUGAAGGAACAGUUUUUGGAAGGUUUUCCCCUGAGUUGCUAAAGAAGAUGACUACACAUUGCAUUGUGAUGCAAAAUCAUCGUUUUGGUAUAUCACCAGAAAGGCUUCAAGCAAAUAAAGAUUUGUGCAGCUUUUUCAGGGUAUUGACAACUAGUGUUGAUAAGAAAAACAAGGUCUAUGUCUCUAGUGUUCAAGCACAAACCUAUCCCAUAACUGCACUCCAGUGGCACCCAGAGAAAAAUGUUUUCGAGUGGGGCUCAUCACAGAUUCCACAUACCGAGGAUGCAAUCCAAGUAACUCAACAUGUUGCCAACUAUUUUGUCAGUGAAGCUAGAAAAUCUUCUAAUAAGCCGGCGAACAGCAAAGUGCUUGACAACCUCAUCUACAAUUACAGUCCCUCUUAUGCUGGGAAGGUUCGGGGGAGUUUUGAGGAGGUCUACCUAUUCACUCCGCGUCCCACCUUGAGCUCUUUGUAGAUGGCAAGUGAACUGGAAAGGCAUUGACCAAUUGCUUGUCUCAAAUAUCAUAGAUGAAGAGAGUUGC
This is a messenger RNA of Lycium ferocissimum, 1144 nucleotides long. RefSeq names its product gamma-glutamyl hydrolase 2-like. Gene Ontology annotation, molecular function: gamma-glutamyl-peptidase activity. Lineage: Eukaryota; Viridiplantae; Streptophyta; Magnoliopsida; Solanales; Solanaceae. Gene Ontology annotation, cellular component: vacuole. The record is from RefSeq and is a predicted model, not a curated record. The transcript has 10 exons. The coding region runs from base 76 to 1077 and encodes 333 amino acids. Gene Ontology annotation, biological process: tetrahydrofolylpolyglutamate metabolic process.